AUGGAGGGUUCGCCGAAAGGGUUGAGAAAAGGUGCAUGGACUGCUGAAGAAGAUAGUCUCUUAAGGCAAUGCAUCGAUAAGUAUGGAGAAGGCAAAUGGCACCAAGUUCCUCUACGAGCAGGGCUAAACCGGUGCAGGAAGAGUUGUAGACUAAGAUGGUUGAACUAUUUGAAGCCGAGUAUCAAGAGAGGAAAACUUAGUCUUGAUGAAGUUGAUCUUCUUCUUCGCCUUCAUAAGCUUCUAGGAAACAGGUGGUCUUUAAUUGCUGGUAGAUUACCCGGUCGGACCGCUAAUGAUGUCAAGAACUACUGGAACACCCAUUUGAGUAAGAAACAUGAACCGUGCAGUAAUACCAAGGUGAGAAAGAGAAACAUUCCUUGCUCUUCAACCACACCCGCCCAAAAAAAUGAAGUUAUCAAACCUCGACCUCGAUCCUUCACGGUUAACAACGGCUGCAGCCAUUCCAGUGGCCAGCCAAAAAUUGACGUUAGUCCUCUCUUCCUUGGAGUAAACAACACUAAUAAUGUUUGUGAAAAUAGUAUCACAUGUAAAAACAACGCGGAGAAAUAUGAGCGCCUUAAUAAUUUAAUGGAUGGAGAGAACAUGUGGUGGAAGAGUUUGUUAGAGGAGAGCCAAGAACCAGAUGCGCUUGCUCCAGAAGCUGCAGAAACAGAAAAGCUGGCGUUUGAGGUUGAGCAACUUUGGAAUCUGUUGGAUGGAGAGACUGUGGAACUUGAUUAA
Molecule: messenger RNA, 741 nt
Organism: Eruca vesicaria subsp. sativa (arugula)
Lineage: Eukaryota; Viridiplantae; Streptophyta; Magnoliopsida; Brassicales; Brassicaceae
Source: the annotation of a GenBank genome assembly